Messenger RNA from Trametes versicolor FP-101664 SS1, 1783 nucleotides. Its product is annotated as IMP dehydrogenase. Gene Ontology annotation, biological process: GTP biosynthetic process. The record is from RefSeq and is a predicted model, not a curated record. The coding region runs from base 8 to 1660 and encodes 550 amino acids. The transcript has 5 exons. Gene Ontology annotation, molecular function: IMP dehydrogenase activity. Gene Ontology annotation, cellular component: cytoplasm. Lineage: Eukaryota; Fungi; Basidiomycota; Agaricomycetes; Polyporales; Polyporaceae.
CACCACCAUGCCCACCAACGCGAAUGCCCUCCUCGACCCCGCGCAGGCCCUCGAGCACCUGAAGAGCUAUGAACGCUCCGACGGACUCGCGGUUGCCGAUUUGAUGGACUCCCGUGUCCACGGCGGCCUCACGUACAACGACUUCCUCCUCCUCCCCGGCAAGAUUGACUUCGCCGCUCAGGAGGCCCUCACGGAGAGUCGUAUCACGCGGAACGUCACUCUGAAGACGCCGUUCAUGAGCAGCCCCAUGGACACCGUCACAGAGAGCGAGAUGGCUAUCGCAAUGGCGCUCCUCGGCGGGAUUGGUGUCAUUCACCACAAUCAGGCCCCGGAAGCUCAAGCCGCGAUGGUGCGCGCGGUGAAAAGGCAUGAAAAUGGGUUCAUCACCGACCCGGUCGUGCUCUCUCCCUCGAACACGGUGGAGGACGUCCUGGACGUCAAGGAGCGGUUGGGAUUUGCCGGUAUCCCCAUCACAGACGACGGAAAACUUGGCGGCAAGCUUGUGGGCAUAGUCACUGCGAGGGAUGUCCAGUUCCGCGCUCCGACGGUUCUCUUGUCCGAGGUCAUGACCAAAGAUCUUGUCACCGCCCAGGAGGGCAUCACCCUCAAAGAAGCGAACGACAUCCUCCGCGACUCGAAGAAGGGCAAGCUGCCCCUCGUUAACAAGGAGGGCCGUCUCAUCUCCCUUCUCGCUCGCUCGGACUUGCUCAAGAACAAGACCUACCCUCUCGCUUCCAAACUCCCUGAGAGCAAGCAGCUCUAUGCUGCGGCUGCCGUCGGCACCCGUCCGGCUGACCGGGAGCGCCUUGCCCUCCUCGCUGAGGCCGGUCUUGACAUCGUCGUCCUGGACUCAUCCCAGGGCAACUCAGUCUUCCAGAUCGAGAUGAUCAAGUGGAUCAAGCAGACGUACCCUAAGCUCGAGGUCAUCGCUGGCAACGUCGUUACUCGUGAACAAGCUGCAAGCCUCAUCGCUGCUGGAGCCGAUGGUCUCCGUGUCGGCAUGGGCUCUGGUUCUAUCUGUAUCACGCAGGAGGUCAUGGCCGUUGGUCGUCCGCAGGCCACCGCGGUAUAUGCCGUCGCUGAGUUCUCCAACAAGUUUGGCGUUCCCGUCAUCGCUGACGGUGGGAUCGGCAACGUCGGUCACAUUGUGAAAGCUCUUGCCCUUGGCGCGGGGGCGGUCAUGAUGGGUGGUAUGCUCGCGGGAACGACUGAAGCGCCUGGCGAGUACUUCUGGCAUGAAGGCAAGCGGGUCAAGGCGUACCGUGGCAUGGGGAGUCUCGAGGCAAUGGAGCAAGGCAAGCCGGUGCCUCCGUCCGCGCAACGCGGCGGAAAGGGCCCUGGGUCAUCCAAACUCCCCGCGAAGAACACGACGCACGAGAACGCGGCUACCUCACGCUAUUUCUCCGAGUCGUCUGCUGUCAAAGUCGCCCAAGGCGUAUCUGGCGACGUCCAGGACAAGGGCUCAGUGCACGCGUUCCUCCCCUACCUCUACGUUGGCCUGCAGCAUUCGUUCCAGGAUAUCGGUGUGCGCAGUGUCAGCGAGCUUCGCGAGUCGGUGGAGGCGGGUAGGACGCGCUUCGAGCUUCGUACUGCCAGCGCACAGAUCGAGGGCGGCGUGCAUGGUCUGAACUCGUACACGAAGCGGCUGUUCACUUCAUGAUCAUAGGGCAGUAAGUUGGGCUUUCCGUUGUCGAGCGCUGAGCACACAGUUGUACUUCAUAAUUGUUGUACUACUACACCAUCUUGCAUAUCAUCAUCGCGCAUUGCACAGGAUGUCUUGGCG